Messenger RNA from Odontomachus brunneus, 2584 nucleotides. RefSeq names its product odorant receptor 46a-like. The coding region runs from base 1383 to 2546 and encodes 387 amino acids. The record is from RefSeq and is a predicted model, not a curated record. Gene Ontology annotation, cellular component: plasma membrane. Lineage: Eukaryota; Metazoa; Arthropoda; Insecta; Hymenoptera; Formicidae. The transcript is spliced from 5 exons. Gene Ontology annotation, biological process: detection of chemical stimulus involved in sensory perception of smell; sensory perception of smell. Gene Ontology annotation, molecular function: olfactory receptor activity; odorant binding.
GCUCGUCGCAUAUUGCGUGUCGCGUCGUGCAUCGCGCAGGUCUGUGAGACCAUUAGUGAUUAGCGAUGAGCGAUGUCCAAUCAGAACUCUGCUUUAAGAAGAAAUAAGAGCUCUCACUGGAUAUCGUUCAUCACUCGUCGCUAAUUACGUCCAGUGUACAAGGCCCAAGACAUAAGCUUAAGAUAUAAGUACAGUGACUAAUCACAGUCAUGAUUGCAAUCUGCUAGAUUGAGGAUGGACUAUGAUUAGUCAAUUUGCUUAUUGCUACUGGCUUAUGUAUAGACCGAAUUUAAUAGAUUUAAAACAAAAAAAUAACUAUUGGAGUAACAAAUUAAUCGUUACCGUUACUGGAUAAAUGUAACUACGUUACAGUUACCGUUCAGAAAAAGUAACGCCGUUAACGUUAUAGUUACCGAAAAAAAGUAACUGUAACGGUAACGACGUUACAAAUAACUCGUUAUUUCCCAACCCUGAAUAAGAAUGAUAAUAACUUUGUAGUAUAUGUAAAAUAAUAAUAGUUAUGUAGACGCUGAAAUUUCCACCUGCGUAUAUUCAUCUCAAACUUAUUAUUCUCCACACAUUAUCAUACUGCAUAUUAUCGUCAUAACAACUUUCUUCUAAUUAUCAUUAAAAGUCUACGUGGUUACUUGUAAAAUAGUAGAGGAUUUUUUUGUUCAGUUUAAUCUAAUAUAUAAGCACACGACGGCAAACAUAGCUAUCACAGCUUAUCUGUCGCGUGUGAUCAUUUACCAAUAUUCUUUAAUCAAUAACUCCAGAUUUUACGUGGUCGUUUGCAAAAUGCUAAAGGGAUUUUGUGUGCAAGAAGCACGUUAUUCUUGGUGCUAUAGUAUAUCUAAACGGCAGUAUGCGCCGAUUAUUUUACAUUUAGGAAUAAUAGAGAUAUAAAGAUGAUACUUUGAUAAUUCUAGCCAAGACGAUAAGAUACUUCAUCUAAUUUAGUGCUUUUUUCUCCUUCGGAUAUCUACAUCGAUCAACUGUUGAAAUACGAACAAUAAGCAGACGAUCGUAGACGCGACGUCGCCAAAAAUCAAAAGUGGAACCGAUUUCGAACAUUGAGUUCAUCGACCUUGCGAUUCGUUGAAGACUAUGAUCUUUAGUGCCACAUGUGAGGUGCGGAUGCGGUUAUAGUGAUAACUGCUUGUACGUUCAGUUUUAUUGUGAAAAUUAUCGCGUAUCCUGUAUUAGUUUUCCUUGAGACAUGCGUUGCGUGUAACCGACUAUUUAUCUUCAUUCGCAAUAGUUAAUCGAUAUAUAAGUGACAGACAUAACGCCAUUGAAGCAUUGUAUGAGUUAUUUUACAUGUAAAGAAGUGCUGUGACAUUAGUGCACGAUAUUUCGACGAAAUUUCCACAAUCACAAGCAUGGAAUUGCUUUCAUUGAAUUUUUUCAUAUUCACCAUAAGCGGCGGGUGGCGGCCUAUCAAGUGGUCGUCGAGCAGCGCUAAGCUACUGUACUCCGCGUUUAGUUUCUACACAAUAAUCACGUUGUAUCUCUUGGUGCUAGGCCAAUUUAUACAUCUCGCCUUUGUCGAUAAUAUGGACAAGUUCACUUUGGAUUCUGUUCUAUGUACAACCAUCUUUACUGUUUGUUGCAAAAUUACGAUCAUUGUGAUACGUCGAGGCGCGAUCAUUGACCUGAUACAAACGUUGUCGCGGAAGCCAUGCAAGCCCCGGGAUGCGGACGAGGUGGCGAUACAAACGAAAUUCGACGAGUUCACCAAGUCGUGCACGAAAAAGUACGCGCUACUGGCGAUGGGUUCUUUCUCGACUUCCAAUAUUCAAUCGGUGCUGAAAGUUAUGGAGGGCAUUUUACCUUACGAAAUGUGGACACCGUACGACUUGAGUUUAUUUUUGCCUAACCUGAUCACGGGGAUUCAGCAGAUGAUAACUAUGUUCCUCGCCACUGUCAUCAACGUCGCCACGGAGACUUUGAUUUUCGGCAUGUUAUUGCAAACGUGUGCGCAACUUGAGAUUUUCGAGAGACGUCUUCACAAAUUGGUGGUCAACAAAACAGACAGAUUAGUCGGCAAACAUCACAAAAGUUUCCCAGACACUUCGACGAGUCAUAAGGAAGAGAUGAUAUCUGGACACAUACGUCAUCAUCUCAUUAUUUACAAGUACGCCGAAACAUUAAACAGUGUGUUCAACCCGAUACUCUUCGUUCAAUUCUUCAUCAGUAUAUACAUCUUGUGUAUGCUUGUGUAUUACGUGGCAUCUCAUGUCAAAGAUUCUCAAUCUAUAUUCAACAUGGUAUACACUAUUUGCAUGUUUCUACAAAUUUAUAUCUAUUGUUGGUCCGGAAACGAGGUCAUACUGAAGAGUGCAACUACAGGAGACAUGAUCUAUCAGACAAAUUGGUUUAUGUUAUCCAACAGCGAGAAGAAAGAUUUACUCAUGAUUAUGAAACGUAGUACGAUUCCUAUCAAAUUUACCAGCAGUUUCCUGAUAACUCUGUCUCUUGAGGCUUUCAGUGGUAUUCUCAAAACAUCGUAUUCUGCGUUCAACAUGUUGCAACAGAGAACUUGAAACAAUUGAGAAUAACACGAGAAUGUAUUAGAUGAUAG